AGUGGACACUGGCUGGCAGCAGACACUGUUUGCUAGGUGGAGAGGACGCAGAAGCCCUUCCUGGUGACUGAGCCUCCGCGGCCACCAUGCCCUGGGCCGCCCCCACCCUGGGCUCCUGGCGGCUGCUCCACGGAAGCCUGAGGCCACGGUGGUCACCGCCUGCCAUGGACACGGAGGACGAGGAGAACAUGAACCCUGCAGCCAAGGCGAUGCCAGUUACUCUGUGUGGCACCGCAGGUCGCCGCCGUGCGGGCGAGGGGCUGGACGGCGGGGGCCGCAAGCGGGCGGCGGACGAGGGCUGCGGGCUGGGGCGGCCGCGAGCGAGGCGGAGACGCAGGGCCCCGGGCCCCCCGCUCCCCAAGAACGCGCUGAUGCGCCUGCACGAGGCGAGGCCCGGCCUGCAGUUCGCGCUGCGCGCCCAGAGCGGCCCGGUGCACGCGCCCCGCUUCGUCAUGGCCGUGGAGGUCAACGGGCAGGUGUUCGAGGGCGCGGGCCCCACCAAGAAGAAGGCCAAGCUGCAGGCGGCCGAGAGCGCCCUGCGCUCCUUCGUGCAGCUGCCGGACGCGGCCGGGGCGCCGCCCGCGCUGGGCCCCGCGGACUUCACCUCCGACCUGCCCGACCCGCCCGCGCUCUUCAACGGCUUCGAGGCGCCCGGCCCGGCCCCGGGGUCCCCGCCCCGCCCGCCCUCGGACCCCGGCCCGCCGCCCCCCGCGCCCGCCGCGCCGCCCGGCCGCAACCCCGUCAUGAUCCUCAACGAGCUGCGGCCCGGCCUCAAGUACGACUUCCUGUCGGAGAGCGGGGAGAGCCACGCCAAGAACUUCGUCAUGUCCGUGGUGGUGGACGGCCGGCUGUUCGAGGGCUCCGGCCGCAACAAGAAGCUGGCCAAGGCCCGGGCGGCGCAGUCCGCCCUCGCCGCCGUCUUCAACCUGCGUCUGGACCACACGCCCUCGCGCCUGCCCGUGGCCAGCGAAGGGCUGCAGCUGCACUCGCCCCAGGUGCUGGCUGACGCUGUGGCCCGUCUGGUUCUGGAGAAGUUCGGGGACCUGACGGAGAACUUCUCGUCUCCCCACGCGCGCAGGAAGGUCCUGGCGGGCAUCGUCAUGACCACAGGCACCGACGUGAAGGACGCGAGGGUGGUGAGCGUGUGCACAGGCACCAAGUGCAUCAACGGCGAGUACAUGAGCGACCGUGGGCUGGCGCUCAACGACUGUCACGCCGAGAUCAUUGCCCGGCGGGCACUGCUGCGCUUCCUCUACACCCAGCUCGAGCUGCUGCUCAGCAAGGAGGAACAGAGGCGGUCUUCCAUCUUCCAGCGCUCCGAGCGCGGCGGCUUCCGACUACGGGACUCGGUGCAGUUCCACCUCUACAUUAGCACGUCGCCUUGUGGGGACGCCCGCAUCUUCUCCCCCCAUGAGCCCAUCCUGGACGGCUCAGGGCCGCACCGCCCCCCCCCAGAGCCGGCCGACAGGCACCCCAACCGCAAGGCGCGCGGCCAGCUUCGGACCAAGAUCGAGUCCGGGGAGGGCACCAUCCCCGUGCGAGUGGGCGCAGGCGUCCAGACCUGGGACGGCGUCCUGCAGGGGGAGCGGCUGCUCACGAUGUCCUGCAGCGACAAGAUGGCGCGGUGGAACGUUCUGGGCGUGCAGGGCUCUCUGCUCAGCAUCUUCGUGGAGCCCAUCUACCUGUCCAGCAUCAUCCUGGGCAGCCUGUACCACGGGGACCACCUGUCCCGCGCCAUGUACCAGCGGAUCUCCAACAUCGAGGGUCUGCCGCCUCUCUACUCACUCAACAAGCCUCUGCUCAGCGGCAAGUGCCGGGCCCCGGACCCCAGGCCCCUCAGCGGCCCCCAGGACCCCCAGCGUCCCCCAGGACCCCCAGCAUUCCCCAGGACUCCCAGUGUCCUCCAGGGCCCCCAGGACCCCCAGUGUCCUCCAGGACCCCCAGUGUCCUCCAGGACCCCCAGGACCCCCAGUGUCCUCCAGGGCCCCCAGGACCCCCAGUGUCCUCCAGGACCCCCAGUGUCCUCCAGGACCCCCAGGACCCCCAGCAUCCCCCAGGACUCCCAGUGUCCCCCAGGAUCCCCAGCAUCCCCCAGGACCCCCAGCAUCCCCCAGGACCCCCAACAUCCCCCAGGACCCCCAGCAUCCCCCAGGACCCCCAGCAUCCCCCUGGACUCCCAGUGUCCCCCAGGACCCCCAGCAUCCCCCAGGACCCCCAGUGUCCUCCAGGACCCCCAGGACCCCCAGUGUCCUCCAGGACCCCCAGUGUCCUCCAGGACCCCCAGGACCCCCAGCAUCCCCCAGGACUCCCAGUGUCCUCCAGGACCCCCAGCAUCCCCCAGGACCCCCAGUGUCCCCCAGGACCCCCAGCAUCCCCCAGGACCCCCAGCAUCCCCCAGGACUCCCAGUGUCCUCCAGGACCCCCAGCAUCCCCCAGGACCCCCAUGUCCCCCAAUGGCUCCCAGGUCCCCCAGCGUCCCCAAAACACCCCAGUCUAACAUGCCUCAUGCACCCUGUUCUCCCAAGUCCAUGGGGGGACCAGCUGAGGUCCCAAGAGUGUGACUGUGGCAGCCGGGA
Molecule: messenger RNA, 2576 nt
Organism: Erinaceus europaeus (western European hedgehog)
Lineage: Eukaryota; Metazoa; Chordata; Mammalia; Eulipotyphla; Erinaceidae
Gene: ADARB1
Product: adenosine deaminase RNA specific B1
Exons: 10
Coding region: 87-2561 (824 amino acids)
Biological process (GO): RNA processing; adenosine to inosine editing
Cellular component (GO): cytoplasm; nucleolus
Molecular function (GO): double-stranded RNA adenosine deaminase activity; tRNA-specific adenosine deaminase activity; double-stranded RNA binding
Source: RefSeq, a predicted model, not a curated record